UCCGCCUUCCCCGCCCUCUCGGCCUCCCGCCGCCUCCCUCCUGCCCACUUUGCGCCCCGCGGCUCGGCCGGCAGGACCGGAGACCCUCAGCCAGGACUGAGGCACAAGGUGACUGCCAUGAUGCUGCGGGGCCCUUUCUCAGCACUGCUGCUUGGGGGUCUGCUGGGGGCCCUUCAUGCCCAGCAGCAAGAGCUCAUCUCACCGGACACCAUCACCUCUGACAGGACCAACAGCUGCCCAGAGAAGACCGACUGCCCUGUCAACGUGUACUUUGUACUGGACACCUCGGAGAGUGUGGCCAUGCAGUCACCUACCGACAGCCUGCUCUACCACAUGCAGCAGUUCGUCCCACAGCUCAUCAGCCAGCUGCAGAAUGAGUUCUACCUGGACCAGGUGGCGCUGAGCUGGCGCUACGGUGGGCUACACUUCUCUGACCUGGUGGAGGUGUUCAGCCCACCAGGCAGUGACCGAGCCUCCUUCACCAAGAGCCUGCAGGGCAUCAGGUCCUUCCGCCGGGGCACCUUCACUGACUGUGCAUUGGCCAACAUGACUCAAGAGAUCCGCCAGUCAGGGGCCCGUGGUGUCAACUUUGCUGUGGUCAUCACUGAUGGCCACGUCACGGGCAGCCCAUGUGGUGGCAUCAAGCUGCAGGCUGAGCGGGCCAGAGAUGAGGGCAUCAGGCUCUUUGCUGUGGCACCCAACCAGAACCUAAAUGAGCAGGGCCUGCGGGAUAUUGCCAGCACCCCGCACGAGCUCUACCGCAGCAACUAUGCCACCAUGCGGCCAGACUCCACUGAGAUUGACCAGGACACCAUCAACCGCAUCAUCAAAGUCAUGAAACAUGAAGCCUAUGGAGAAUGCUAUAAGGUGAGCUGCCUGGAGAUCCAAGGACCAUCCGGCCCCAAGGGCUACCGUGGACAGAAGGGUGCUAAGGGCAACAUGGGUGAACCAGGAGAGCCAGGACAGAAGGGGCGACAGGGAGACCCCGGCAUUGAAGGCCCCAUCGGAUUCCCAGGACCCAAGGGUGUGCCUGGCUUCAAAGGAGAGAAGGGAGAAUUUGGAGCCGACGGAAGGAAGGGAGCCCCCGGACUGGCAGGCAAGAAUGGGACCGAUGGACAGAAGGGCAAGCUGGGCCGCAUCGGACCCCCAGGCUGCAAGGGAGAUCCCGGAGACCGGGGCCCUGACGGGUACCCAGGGGACGCCGGGAGCCCAGGCGAGCAAGGAGACCAAGGUGCCAAGGGGGAUGCUGGACGCCCAGGACGCAGGGGUCCCCCAGGAGACCCUGGGGACAAAGGAAGCAAGGGUUACCAAGGCAACAAUGGAGCCCCUGGAAGUCCAGGCGUGAAAGGAGCCAAGGGCGGGCCUGGACCCCGAGGACCCAAAGGAGAACCUGGGCGCAGGGGAGACCCUGGAACCAAGGGUAGCCCGGGCAGCGACGGCCCCAAGGGGGAAAAGGGGGACCCUGGCUCCGAAGGGCCCCGAGGCCUGGCUGGAGAGGUUGGCAGCAAAGGAGCUAAGGGAGACCAGGGGCUACCUGGACCCAGAGGCCCCCAGGGGGCACCUGGGGAGCCCGGGAAUCAGGGAUCUCGGGGAGACCCUGGUGAUGCUGGGCCUCGUGGAGACUCAGGACAGCCAGGCCCCAAGGGGGACCCUGGCAGGCCUGGCUUCAGCUACCCAGGACCCCGAGGGACACCCGGAGAAAAAGGCGAGCCUGGCCCACCUGGCCCUGAGGGAGGCCGAGGAGACUUCGGCAUGAAAGGAAGACCUGGGAGGAAAGGCGAAAAGGGGGAGCCUGCUGACCCUGGUCCCCCUGGAGAACCAGGCCCUCGGGGGCCAAGAGGAGACCCAGGACCUGAGGGUGAGCCUGGACCCCCCGGAGACCCCGGCCUCACGGAAUGUGACGUCAUGACCUACGUGAGGGAGACCUGUGGGUGCUGUGACUGUGAGAAGCGUUGUGGUGCCCUGGAUGUGGUCUUUGUCAUCGACAGCUCUGAGAGCAUUGGCUACACCAACUUCACCCUGGAGAAGAACUUCGUCAUCAACGUGGUCAACAGGCUGGGGGCCAUUGCCAAGGACCCCAAAUCAGAGACUGGGACACGUGUGGGAGUGGUGCAGUACAGCCAUGAGGGUACCUUUGAGGCCAUCCAGCUGGACGACGAGCGCAUCGACUCCCUGUCCAGCUUCAAGGAGGCCGUCAAAAACCUGGAGUGGAUUGCGGGUGGCACCUGGACACCCUCCGCCCUCAAGUUCGCCUACAACCAGCUCAUCAAGGAGAGCCGGCGCCAGAAGACGAGAGUGUUCGCUGUGGUUAUCACAGACGGGCGACACGACCCGCGUGAUGACGACCUCAAUCUGCGGGCACUGUGUGACCGUGAUGUCACCGUGACAGCCAUUGGCAUCGGUGACAUGUUCCACGAGAAGCACGAGAGUGAGAACCUCUACUCCAUUGCCUGUGACAAGCCACAGCAGGUGCGCAACAUGACGCUCUUCUCUGACCUGGUGGCUGAGAAGUUCAUCGAUGACAUGGAGGAUGUGCUUUGCCCAGACCCUCAGAUCGUGUGCCCAGAGCUUCCCUGCCAGACAGAGGUGUUCCCAGGACGCAGCCUUGAGCUACGGCGCUGGGCUGGCAUACCUGAUGGAUGGAGGCCUGGCAGCGAGCCCCCGGUCACCUUCCUCCGCACGGAAGAGGGCCCGGACCCCACCUUCCCCAAGACCAUCCCCCUGAUCCAGCAGUUGCUAAACGCCACGGAGUUCACUCAGGACCCAGCCGCGUACUCCCAGCUGGUGGCCGUGAUGGUCUACACUGCUGAGCGGGCCAAGUUCGCCACGGGGGUCGAGCGGCAGGACUGGAUGCAGCUGUUCAUUGACACCUUUAAGCUGGUGCACAGGGAUAUCACAGGGGAUCCUGAGACCGUGCUGACGCUGUGCUGAGGCCACAGACUACCGUACAGAGCUUGUAGCUUGUAGCUUUCCAGGGCUGCUGCAUAACCAGGGCCUAAGAUGUAGGAAUUCACCUUCCCACAUAUCUGGACUGCCCUAGGCCCCAUUUGAAGCCUUUAGGCCCCAUCCCCCAGAGAUCCAGGGAAGGCUCCUCCCGCCUCAGCCUCCCUCCCUGUGCCUGCCCACAGCCUCCUGUCUUUGUCUCUGGGCCCCUCUUCCAUUUAAGGACACCAGUCACUGGCUUUGAAGUCCACUUUCUCCAGGAUGUUACCUCCCAGAUCCUUCACUCAGGGCUGAGGUGGCCGAGUGCUUGCCUAGUACCACACAAAGUCUCACCCUAGCUCUCCCAUGCAACCCUUGUCACCAAAAGUGACCUUCAUAGCUCCUUCAGUUGGAUGUGCACAUCUGUAGGAGUCACUGUGUCAUCUGCCCUCAUGGCCCCUGUCCUGGCAAGCUAUGUAUGUCGGUCUGGACAUGGGGGAUUGCAGUGGAGGGUAUGAAAUCCCCUUGACUCGCUUCUUAUUGAGCUUAGAUUCCAAAAGAGCAGGGUCUUGGGGCAGAAGAUCAAUGCUGGGGUUAGUAACAUGCAUGUUCUCGAGGAACAGGGCUCCUUGUGAAGGUACCCAGGGCUGGCUGGCAGGGAGUCUUUGUGAUCUCCUAACACCAUAACCCCAUCUGAACUGGCAUCGCCACUGCUAGCCAAAUACCCAGCGCUGCCCCAUCCAGGAUCUGCACCCCCAUCCUGACUCCUGAGUUUAUCGGGCACAUCAGGGAGCACCCACCAGGCAAGACCUUCACUGCCCUUGGCUGUGUGAGCUGAGCAUGGGGCAGGGUUCUCUCCCAGUGUGCUAUGGAGGUGAACACAGCAAGGUCAUCACCCCAAAAACAAGCUAAGACAGGAGACCCCUGAGCCAGAGGAGCACUCCCUGCCUGGCUGGGCUCCCAUUCUUCCAUCACCCAUGUGCUAGGCCAAACCUCCUGCAGUGGGGCUGUAGGCAGAAGAAGGGAGCCCACAGAAGGGGAUGGCAGGGUCUGAGAAUCCCAACUCCCUGUCUGCCAUGCAUCUCUGUCACCUUCCUGAACCUGUUGCCCUGCUGUGUGUCCAUCUCCAUGUCUGUGAGAACCA
This is a messenger RNA of Octodon degus (degu), 4066 nucleotides long. RefSeq names its product collagen type VI alpha 2 chain (gene Col6a2). NCBI's taxonomy places the organism in Eukaryota, Metazoa, Chordata, Mammalia, Rodentia, Octodontidae. The coding region runs from base 118 to 2931 and encodes 937 amino acids. The record is from RefSeq and is a predicted model, not a curated record. The transcript has 29 exons.